AUGGAAGACGAAACGUUCAGAAAGGAUAAUGAAUCAAUGAAGAAAGUCAGUUCCUCUUUACGUCUUUCAGUCCUUCUUUUCUUCUGUCUAAAUUCCUCUCGGAUUGAACUUUCUCCUUUUUCCCACUUUUUGGCUGUCACUUGUUUGCCUCCAAUAUUAUUUUCUUCAAUUCAUCUCACAUCUGAUACUCUUUGUAUUCCAUAUCUCACUCCUUUUUUCUUUAUUACUGGUCUUGACAUUCACCUUUUUCCCUCUUUCUCACCUUAUGCUAUUCUUUCUUUAUUUUUUAUUUCCGUCCUUCCAUCUUUUUCUUUAUUUCUUCCAUUUUCCUCUUCCAUCUUCUUUUCCCCUUUUCCUUCUUUUUCCAUCUUUCUUUACCCUUUUUCUUUUCCCUUUUCCAUCUUUCCCUUUCCAAUCUUUGCCUUUUCCCUUUUCCGUCUUUCUUUUUUCCUCUUUUCCAUCUUUCUCUUUCCCCCUUUACUUCUUCCCCUCUUUCCCCCUUUACUUCUCUCCAUCUUUCCCUCUUUACUUCUUUCCCUCUUCUCCCUUUACUUCUUUCCCUCUUUCCCCCUUUAUUUAUUCCCCCUUUACUUCUUUCCCCCUUUACUUCUUUCCUUUAUUUCUUUUCUUCUUUCCUUUAUUUCUUUCCUUCUUUCCUUUUCUGCUUUCCUCCUUCCCUUUUAUUGA
Acanthosepion pharaonis is the source of this 687-nucleotide messenger RNA. The record is from the annotation of a GenBank genome assembly. Lineage: Eukaryota; Metazoa; Mollusca; Cephalopoda; Sepiida; Sepiidae.